AUGCACGACCUUAAACCCCUCCAACUGCCCAAGCUUGUCGCAGCUCGCAAGUCUUCCAAAAGCUCACUCAACAUGUACGACGAUCCGACCUCAUCGAUUUAUUCCAAUGCCGACUCGGGUUUCUACUCGGCUUCGGAAUGCUCGACACCGCCAACGCCAGGUCAAUACACGCGAGGUCACUUUCGCUUCCCUAGCUCGGCUUCGUCAUUGUCAUCGAGCCCACCGACCUACGAGUCUACUGAGCCUCCCAACAGCUCAGGCAAGCUCCCCAAGCUUACUGAAGAGCCUUUUGAGCGCGAAUACGACUACGGUAGUGAAGACCCGUACCGCUGCUCUUGCGACGUCGGAGGCACCUAUGACCACGCCCAAGACUGUAGGAUAUCUAGAGCGUACGAGCCUCAGGGUGAGUACUUCACCACUUGCGACUCGGAACUGCGACUAGCAAAGCGACGACGAUCCUUGGAGGCAUCUGCGUACAGCAUCGCCGGCAAGCUUGAGAGGCGCUUUCCCUCAUUGUCGCGCAAAGUACGUGACCGCAGCUCGACCCUCAGCAAAGUUUCACGCAGCGCGACUCCCUCAAGAGUUCCUUCUACCCGAUCCUCAUCGCUCGCUGGCUCUAUUCACCAUGUCUCGACCGUCGAUCUCCCAGAAGACUACGUGUCGCCAACCUCUACGCCAGCCCUCGCAAGCAGGGAACAACUGAGUGACGACGCACCUACGCCAAUGGCCAUCGACGUCAACAAGGCCAAUGCCAUGGAAAUCGACCCUGCGGAAGUGGAACGGGAGCGCUAUGCCACGACGCCACUAUUACCACCAUUGCUUGUGAACUGCCGCAACAAUGACCUACCAGCGUCGUCGCCUCUGCAGUCGCCAGCAGUGGCAGACGCGACCCCAGCCGGCACCCCACCAAUGCGCACUUACCCUACGCCUCCUCUCUCUUCAAAAACAUCAUUUGCGUCGAUCAGAGCACCAAAUGCCGGGUACAUGGUACCAUCAUCCGACAUACCCCCUCUCAUGCUUGCCAACCCACAGGACAAGUGGGCUAUGGAAUUGGGCCAUGCCAACUUCACCAUCCUGCCGGAGCCCUAUGUCCCUGAGGUCUGCACUGCGGCGUCCAUCGAAGAACACCUUGCCGAAUGGGCGCAAGCGCGGCGCAACUACGCAAAGCACCAAGUGCGAACCGCCGAACACUACGGAGUGACAUCGAGGCACUAUCUUCUUACCGAGCAAAAGUGGGCUGAAAUCGACGCCCAAUGGAAGAAGAAUUAUGAUCUGGCCAAGUCACAUGCAGCUGCCAUCGGUCAGGAGCUCGCCCCAAGCUCACCCACAGAGCCAGGACCCCUUAGCAAGAUGCCAACACUACAUGACCCCAAGAGUGAGGGCAAGUUCCCCAAGCUCGGCGACGAGGACAUUGUUGGUCCCAUGCAACAGGCGGCCGCAUUACUACCGAAAACACCUUCGCGCAAGCGUGCCUUUUUCAAAUUCCUUAGCGACCUACGGUUCCCUGGAACCUUUCGCGGCCGCUCAUCGGGUGGCGUCCGGGGCCACUAG
Messenger RNA from Alternaria atra, 1551 nucleotides. RefSeq lists its product as uncharacterized. The record is from RefSeq and is a predicted model, not a curated record. The transcript has 2 exons. Lineage: Eukaryota; Fungi; Ascomycota; Dothideomycetes; Pleosporales; Pleosporaceae. Bases 1 to 1551 code for a protein of 516 amino acids.